This is a messenger RNA of Chrysochloris asiatica (Cape golden mole), 891 nucleotides long. It is a transcript of the gene VGLL4, whose product is annotated as vestigial like 4 (Drosophila). The coding region runs from base 1 to 891 and encodes 296 amino acids. The record is from RefSeq and is a predicted model, not a curated record. Gene Ontology annotation, molecular function: transcription coactivator binding. Gene Ontology annotation, biological process: negative regulation of DNA-templated transcription. NCBI's taxonomy places the organism in Eukaryota, Metazoa, Chordata, Mammalia, Afrosoricida, Chrysochloridae. The transcript has 5 exons.
AUGCUAUUUAUGAAGAUGGACCUGUUGAACUAUCAGUAUUUGGACAAGAUGAACAACAACAUCGGCAUUCUGUGCUACGAAGGUGAAGCUGCUCUCAGGGGAGAGCCCAGAAUGCAGACCCUCCCCGUGGCCUCUGCCCUCAACAGCCACCGCACAGGCCCCCCGCCCAUCAGUCCCAGCAAGAGGAAGUUCAGCGUGGAGCAAGCAGAGGACGACCUAGACUGUGAAAAUGACCAUGUUUCCAAGAUGAGUCGCAUCUUCAGUCCCCAUCUGAACAAGACACCCAAUGGUGACUGUCGGAAAGACCAUCGGGAACGAAGCCGCAGCCCCAUUGAGCGUGCGGUGGCCCCCGCCGUGAGUCUGCAUGGUGGUCACCUGUACACGUCCAUCCCCAGCCUCACCCUGGAGCAGCCUCUCGCCCUGACCAAGAACAGCAUGGAUGUCAGCAGGGCGGUCGGAGUCUCACCCACACUGGUCUCGGCUGAGCGGCAGCAGAACCGGCCCUCUGUGAUCACGUGCGCAUCCGCCAGCAACCGCAACUGCAACCUCUCCCACUGCCCUAUCGCGCACAGCGGCUGCGUGGCCUCCUUGCCUGCCAGCUACCGGAGACCCCCCAGCACGACCACCACCUGUGACCCUGUGGUGGAGGAACAUUUCCGCCGGAGCCUGGGCAAGAACUACAAGGAACCUGAGCCGGCACCCAACUCGGUGUCCAUCACGGGCUCCGUGGAUGACCACUUUGCCAAAGCCCUUGGUGACACGUGGCUUCAGAUCAAAGCAGCCAAGGAUGGUGCCUCAAGCAGCCCAGAGUCAGCUUCGAGGAGGGGCCAGCCCUCCAGCCCCUCCGCCCACAUGGUCAACCACAGCCACUCCCCCUCCGUGGUGUCAUGA